Capsella rubella is the source of this 2485-nucleotide messenger RNA. RefSeq names its product phenylalanine ammonia-lyase 1. Lineage: Eukaryota; Viridiplantae; Streptophyta; Magnoliopsida; Brassicales; Brassicaceae. Gene Ontology annotation, biological process: L-phenylalanine catabolic process. The coding region runs from base 149 to 2329 and encodes 726 amino acids. Gene Ontology annotation, cellular component: cytoplasm. The transcript is spliced from 2 exons. Gene Ontology annotation, molecular function: phenylalanine ammonia-lyase activity. The record is from RefSeq and is a predicted model, not a curated record.
AAUUUUCUUCAGGAACAAAUACAAUUCCUUAACCAACACCAAUCUCAUAGAUCAUCUCUCUUCCUCUCUCUCUCUUUCUUAUAGAGAUCUUGUAAUUAUAUAAUCUCCUCUUUGUAAUACUUAAAGAAGAAAAAGAAAAAAAACUCAAAUGGAGGUUAUAGCACGCAAGAUCACUAACGGAGGAGGAUCAAUCGACGCUAUGUUAUGCGGUGUAGAUAUCAAGACAAAGAACAUGGCGAUCAACGAGGCUGAUCCUCUCAACUGGGGAGCCGCGGCUGACCAAAUGAAAGGCAGCCAUUUGGAAGAGGUGAAGAAGAUGGUCGAGGACUUUAGGAAGCCUGUUGUCAAUCUUGGAGGUGAGACUCUCACCAUUGGACAAGUCGCUGCGAUCUCCACCAUUGGUAACGGUGUGAAGGUUGAGCUGUCCGAGACUGCUAGAGCCGGUGUCAAUGCUAGCAGUGAUUGGGUUAUGGAGAGUAUGAACAAAGGCACUGAUAGUUAUGGUGUUACCACUGGUUUUGGUGCUACUUCUCAUCGUAGGACCAAGAACGGUGUCGCACUUCAAAAGGAGCUUAUUAGAUUCCUGAACGCCGGAAUAUUCGGAAGUACGAAAGAAACAGGGCACACAUUGCCACACUCCGCCACAAGAGCUGCUAUGCUUGUACGGAUCAACACACUCCUCCAAGGAUUUUCCGGUAUCCGAUUCGAGAUUCUCGAAGCUAUCACUAGUUUCCUCAACAACAACAUCACGCCAUCUCUCCCACUCCGCGGUACAAUCACCGCCUCAGGAGAUCUCGUUCCUCUCUCCUACAUCGCCGGAAUUCUCACCGGCCGUCCUAAUUCCAAAGCCACUGGUCCCGACGGUGAAGCUUUAACCGCGGAAGAAGCUUUCAAAUUAGCCGGAAUCAGCUCCGGAUUCUUCGAUUUACAGCCCAAGGAAGGUCUUGCGCUUGUCAAUGGCACGGCGGUUGGAUCUGGAAUGGCAUCGAUGGUGCUAUUCGAGACUAAUGUUCUCUCAGUUUUGGCUGAGAUUUUAUCCGCGGUGUUCGCGGAGGUGAUGAGUGGUAAGCCUGAGUUCACCGAUCAUUUGACUCACAGGCUUAAGCAUCACCCUGGUCAAAUCGAAGCGGCGGCGAUAAUGGAGCAUAUCCUCGACGGGAGCUCGUACAUGAAAUUAGCUCAGAAGCUUCACGAGAUGGAUCCUUUACAGAAACCUAAACAAGAUCGUUACGCUCUUCGUACUUCUCCUCAAUGGUUAGGUCCUCAGAUCGAAGUGAUCCGUUACGCAACGAAAUCGAUCGAGCGUGAGAUCAACUCCGUCAACGAUAACCCGUUGAUCGAUGUGUCGAGGAACAAGGCGAUCCACGGUGGUAACUUCCAGGGAACACCAAUCGGAGUUUCCAUGGACAACACGAGAUUGGCGAUUGCAGCGAUUGGGAAACUCAUGUUUGCUCAGUUCUCAGAGCUUGUGAAUGACUUCUACAACAAUGGUUUACCUUCGAACCUAACCGCAUCGAGGUAUCCAAGUUUGGAUUAUGGUUUCAAAGGAGCUGAGAUCGCAAUGGCUUCAUACUGUUCAGAGCUUCAGUACUUGGCUAAUCCUGUGACAAGCCAUGUUCAAUCAGCAGAGCAACAUAACCAAGACGUGAACUCUCUUGGACUGAUCUCGUCUCGCAAAACUUCUGAAGCUGUUGAUAUUCUCAAGCUUAUGUCAACAACGUUCCUCGUUGCGAUUUGCCAAGCUGUGGAUUUGAGACAUUUGGAGGAGAAUCUGAAACAGACCGUGAAGAACACUGUCUCUCAAGUGGCCAAGAAGGUUCUUACUACUGGAGUCAACGGUGAGCUUCACCCUUCUCGAUUCUGCGAGAAAGACUUACUCAAAGUCGUGGACCGUGAACAAGUCUACACUUACGCUGACGAUCCUUGUAGCGCAACGUACCCGCUAAUCCAGAAACUCAGACAGGUGAUUGUCGACCAUGCUUUGAUCAACGGUGAGAGUGAGAAGAACGCAGUGACUUCAAUCUUCCACAAGAUUGGAGCUUUCGAGGAAGAGCUCAAGGCAGUGCUACCGAAAGAAGUGGAGGCGGCGAGAGCGGCUUACGAUAACGGAACAUCGGCUAUCCCGAACAGGAUCAAGGAAUGUAGGUCUUAUCCUUUGUAUAGAUUCGUGAGGGAAGAGCUUGGAACAGAGCUUUUGACCGGAGAGAAAGUGACGUCCCCCGGAGAAGAGUUUGAUAAGGUUUUCACGGCCAUUUGCGAAGGCAAAAUCAUUGACCCCAUGAUGGAAUGUCUCAACGAGUGGAACGGAGCUCCCCUUCCCAUAUGUUAAGAGUAAACUCCUCUGUUUUUUUCUUCUUUUUCUACAUGUCUGAAUAAAUAUUACCAAAGGAUUGUAUGUGAAGUCUUUUUUUCUGUCUUUGUCUAAUUUAAAUUGUGUUGUAAAACUCAUUGUAACUUCUCAAAUGAAGAAACAAUUUUUCUGUUA